AUGACCCAGACAUACAGCAUUACUGAACAAAUAAAAAGAGCCAUGAAUGGUGGUCAUUGGAUGGCAACAGGUGAAACUGAGCAGAUUUAUCACCACAAUGAAAUUGUUGGAUUCAAAAGAAUAUUUGUUUUCUAUGAGGGACAAGUUCCAACUGUAAAAGAAGCCUCCUGGGUGAUGUUCAAAUUCAGUGUUAAUUCAAGUUUGGUUGUGGAUGAUGAACCGAAUGUACGUUCCGUCCAGAGAAAAGGAAUCAUAGACGAAUGUCCUGUGAGAGAAUUAGCUGCUUCUGACUAUUUGUCUCCAUUGCUGUGUUGUUAA
Molecule: messenger RNA, 318 nt
Organism: Durio zibethinus
Lineage: Eukaryota; Viridiplantae; Streptophyta; Magnoliopsida; Malvales; Malvaceae
Source: RefSeq, a predicted model, not a curated record